AUGAAUGCACUGACAAUUCCCACGACCCGACCUAACGCCCCAAGAUCCCCAACGCCCAUAAUAGACAAAUUCGUCGAACUCGCCAAGGAAAAGGGGACUCCAGUCAUUGCCGUCAUUUUCAAUUAUCGACUAGGCCUUCCGGGUCUUUUGACGUCGCAAGAACUGCGAGAAGCCGGUUAUCCUGCAAACAACGCACUUCUUGACCAAAAGACUUGUUUCCGAUGGCUUAAAAAAUACAUUGGAGGCUUCGGUGGUGAUCCGGACUCCAUCACGGCCGUUGGUCAGAGUGCUGGAGCAAUAUCUAUCUGCUAUCAUUUGCAAUCCUCGGAGCCUCUUUUCAGUCAGGCUGCAAUUUUAGGUGGCUCCACCUUUGUUCAAAGUCCUGCAUCUCUCGACACUGCUGAGGCGAUAUACAACAAGGUCACAGACUCCCUUAAACAAGCCGACCUAUCACCAAAUGACCGGAUUAACGCAUUGGUGACAGCGAAUGAGGAUGAAAUCUUGGGCCAGGCUGACUUCACCUUGGGGCUCAAUGUUGUGGCUGAUGGGCAGGUGGUUCCAGACGCCGUCUCCUUUGACGGAUUGCUCAAAGAUAGCGACACCAUCUUCCCGGGCAAACAGUGGUGUGAGCGCUUGCUCAUCGUCCAAGGAAAUUUCGAGUCUUCUAUCAUGGGUUUCCUUGUCCUGGCGCCUAAGAAGAAUGGAAUAGCCAAGGUCUUCUGCGACUCUAUGACGCAAACGUUUGAAUCCAACCCCGCUAUCGAACAGCUCCUCCAUUUGUACGAGUUGUCAGUCGAUACUGAUGACGACGCGGCGCUCGUUUUCAUUACGGCUUAUCUGAACGACCUCUUCUUUUACACACCUGCUUGCCUCCUGGCUACACUGUGGCCGAAGGGCUACGUGGGAAAUUUUAACGAGGGUAAUCCCUGGGACGGUCCCAAUCGCGGAAAAAGCAAUCACAUGCUCGAUACAGCGCUUCUUUGGCAGCAGUACAAUGAUCGGUUAUCGCCGUCACAGGUAGGCGUUGCCGAGGCAUAUGCUACUGACCUGGCCGCUUUCGUGGCCGGCCUGAAUAAAUUUCCUCUAUUCAAGGAAAGCAAUCAGCUAGUUGUGUGGGGUCCAAGCGAUGGAGGCGUGACUCGUCAAGUUGCUAGCAGAAGUGAGGCGGCUUCCGGACGGAGGCCGGAAUUCUUCGGCAUCAUGGAAGCCUUGGGUGGCUUGCCCGCCCUGUUUGCGGCUCAUAGGGCGUUUUGUGAUAAUUUGUAUAGUGCUAGUAGAUCCCAAAGCUAA
Ilyonectria robusta is the source of this 1290-nucleotide messenger RNA. Its product is annotated as Alpha/Beta hydrolase protein. NCBI's taxonomy places the organism in Eukaryota, Fungi, Ascomycota, Sordariomycetes, Hypocreales, Nectriaceae. Bases 1 to 1290 code for a protein of 429 amino acids. The transcript is spliced from 4 exons. The record is from RefSeq and is a predicted model, not a curated record.